Messenger RNA from Kazachstania africana CBS 2517, 2493 nucleotides. It is a transcript of the gene IRC5, whose product is annotated as putative ATPase. The record is from RefSeq and is a predicted model, not a curated record. The transcript has a single exon. Gene Ontology annotation, molecular function: DNA binding; ATP binding; ATP-dependent chromatin remodeler activity. Lineage: Eukaryota; Fungi; Ascomycota; Saccharomycetes; Saccharomycetales; Saccharomycetaceae. Bases 1 to 2493 code for a protein of 830 amino acids. Gene Ontology annotation, cellular component: nucleus.
AUGACUACUGCAGAACGGGUAACGAGAUUGUCACGGAGCAGAAGUAAAGGAGCAAUCAAUUAUAAAGAAAGAAAUGAAACUGAUUUUUCUCCUGAUAUAGGUUUAUCUGAUGAAGAUGAAUCUGUAAUUAAUGAUGAAGUGGCCCCCAUUUGGCUACAAGAUGAUAUUAGGAGUGAUUCUGACGUCGAUUUAGAGUCGGAGGAGGACGAACUCGAUGGAAAUUUGAAAAAUUAUAGGAAUUUGAUCCGAGAAAAGAAUGAACAGGAUUCUGAUAGCGGCGAUAGUGAUCUAGAUGAAGAAGAUAGUAACACAGUUUCUUUGAAAUUGAAACAAUUGGAUGAGUUUGUUAAACAGAGUCAAGUUUAUUCAAGUAUCAUUGCUGACACUUUAUUGAAAAGAAGCUCUGAAUUGGCAAAUGAGAGCACUGACACCACCACUUUGGAAGAUGCUCAGCCCAAGAAAAAGCAAAAGACAAACAAAAAGAAGAAAUCUAUAAUGGAUUUUUUCAAAAAAGAUGAUGGUACCUCUAAAACUGAAAAAAAUACCAGUUCUACUCCGUCGCAACAGACAAUUGCGAAGGAGCAACCUUCUUUAUUGAAAAAUUGUAUUCUAAAACCUUAUCAAUUGGAAGGGCUUGAUUGGCUGAUCACGUUGUAUGAGAAUGGGUUGAAUGGGAUUCUUGCAGAUGAUAUGGGUCUGGGAAAGACCAUUCAAAGUAUCGCAUUAUUGGCGUUCAUCUACGAGAUGGAUACAAAGGGACCUUUCCUAAUUGCCGCUCCCCUUAGUACUGUGGAUAACUGGAUGAACGAAUUUGCAAGAUUUGCUCCAGAUAUCCCAGUCUUGAAGUAUUACCAUCAGAGUGGGGCUAAAGAACGUGCAAAAUUGCUUAGAAAAUUUUUCAAACAAACUAACGGUGCUGGUGUGGUUAUCACCUCUUAUGAAAUUAUUAUGAGAGAUGCAGAUUAUAUUAUCUCGAAGCAUUGGAACUUCUUAAUUGUAGAUGAAGGUCAUCGUUUGAAAAAUGUGAAUAGCAAAUUAAUUCGUGAAUUAAAACGUAUAAACACAUCAAAUAGACUAUUGCUGACGGGAACACCAUUACAAAACAAUUUAGCAGAGCUUUGGUCACUGUUAAAUUUCAUUAUGCCUGAUAUCUUCUCUGAUUUCGAAAUUUUUAAUAAAUGGUUUGAUUUCAAAGAUCUCGAAUUGCAGAGUAGUUCAAAGAAAUUAACAAAAGUGAUUAAUGAUGAAUUGGAAAAAAAUUUAAUCACUAAUUUACACACAAUUUUAAAACCUUUUCUUUUACGAAGAUUGAAAAAGAUAGUGCUGGCAGAUAUUCUACCACCGAAGAGAGAAUACAUUGUAAAUUGUCCCAUGACAAAAAUUCAGCAAAAGUUUUACAAAAAUGCCUUAUCAAGUAAAUUGAAAAUGACGGUGUUCAAAGAAAUGAUUAAACAAUUUUUCACAUUAAACACUGGACAAAUAGGUCGCGUUUCAAACAAAUCAAUUAGAGAAUUUAUAGACUAUAAAUUAAAAGAAAAAAGCGAUGAACAAGUUCCUGAAGCUAGCGAAGUACUGAAAAAUAUGGAUGUUUUAUACAACCAACAUCUUCAUGCAGAAAUUACAAAUAUACGACUGCAAAAUAUGAUGAUGCAAUUACGUCAAAUCGUCGAUUCAACUUAUCUAUUUUAUUUCCCCUUUUUAGAGCCCGAUGAUCUGACGCUAGAAAUGUUAUUAAAUACCUCUGGGAAAUUACAGACCUUACAAAAACUUGUCGUGCCGUUAGUUGACAAAGGACACAAAGUUUUAAUUUUCUCGCAAUUUGUAGAUAUGUUAGACCUACUAGAAGACUGGUGUGAAUUAAAUUCAAUAAAUUCUUUCAGGAUCGAUGGCUCUGUCGAUAACCCUACUAGAAAGGAAAGAAUUGAACAAUUCAAUGAAAAAGGAGAUAAUCACAACAUUUUCUUAUUAUCAACGAGGGCUGCAGGUCUAGGUAUCAAUCUAACAGCAGGCGAUACAGUUGUGUUAUUUGACAGUGACUGGAAUCCUCAAGUGGACUUGCAAGCCAUGGAUCGUUGUCACAGAAUUGGGCAAGACAAGCCUGUCAUUGUGUAUCGUUUAUGUUGUGAUAACACCAUUGAACACGUUAUUUUAACCAGAGCUGCAAACAAGAGGAGACUAGAAAGACUGGUGAUCCAAAUGGGGCGGUUCAACUCUUUGAAAAAGUUAGCCCUCAACGAAGGUUCUUUCUUGAAGCAAAAUACAGGAAUAAUGGCUAAAACUACGAACAAACAACUGGUGGAAGAAUUGUCACAGUUAUUAGCUAUUGGACAGUCCAGCAUCGGUUUUACGAAACCUGUAAAUGAUGUAGAAAAUGUACUAACGAAUGAAGAGGUUAAAGAGCUCACUGACAGGUCACUAAAAGCAUACAAACCAGAUAGAAAUAUUGAUUUACCCCACGUAAAGUUGUUUGAAACAACCUCAGGACUGAACUAA